Molecule: messenger RNA, 1071 nt
Organism: Exophiala viscosa
Lineage: Eukaryota; Fungi; Ascomycota; Eurotiomycetes; Chaetothyriales; Herpotrichiellaceae
Exons: 4
Coding region: 1-1071 (356 amino acids)
Source: RefSeq, a predicted model, not a curated record
AUGAACUUCUCAAAGAACCCAGCUCACAUCUUCGACGAACCCGAAGAAUGUAAACACCUCGCCGAACCAUCCAUGCCCCAAUUUGUGGUCUCAGUGGCUUUGAUGGGAUGGCUGCUCAUCUGCUAUAUUCCACAAUGGGGUCGAAUCGUCUCACGAAAGUCCGCCGAAGGUCUGUCAACAUACUACAUUCUUUUGGGAUCGCUGUCUGGUGUCUGUGCUGUCGGCAACAUCAUGAUGCUCCCAUCCAGCGCAGUCGAGAUUGGUUGUUGUAGAACGAACACCCAGUUUGCCUGUAUCAGUGGCCUUCUGGGCAUGCUGCAGGUCAUUUUCGGUAUUGCCUGUUUUUGGGUCGUCCUGUUCAUGUACGUUUACUACUCCGAGGAGGAAGCCGAUGCAGAAUUGCGUGGACAUAGACCGUCCAUCUCCGGACCAGACCGCACAUUCCGCCGGGCGAAACGUGCCUGGAGGGUUCUCAUCACCGCAUGCAGCUUUGCAUUCGCUGUCCUGUUGGUCUCGGCUAUGAUCCUUCACCGCUUUCCAUGGGUCGCGCAGACCUGGGCAGAUAUCCUUGGUGUUGCUGUCGCUGCAUUUGCAUGUGUCCAGUGGGUUCCUCAGGUUCGAACGACCUGGCAUCUGGGGCACCUCGGCAGUCUCAGUCCGGUCUCUCUUGUCUUGAUGGCGCCUUAUACCUGGAUUUUCGGCAUCAAUAUGAUCAUUCGAGUCGGCUUGACCGGCUGGAGUGCCUGGAUUGUCUACGUCUUGGUCGGUACAAUGCAAAUCAUCUUGGUUGGCAUGGCCAUUGGCUUCACGAUUAGAGAUCGGAGAUUGGCCAAGGAAGGAAAACAGCACUGUGCUACACCAGCACAGUUCGAAGGUUGGAACACCUGGACUGGAGAUCGCCGCCCGUCACAAGUGUCGUUCGCUCCCUCCGGCAUUGCUCCGGACGAGCGCAGCCCGCUCGUUCACCAUCAUUCUCACGGUUCACAAAGACAAGGUGUCCAACGCGAGGCUUCUCAUGGCUCACAAAGACAAGGGGUUCACCGCGAAGCUUCUCACGGCUCACAAAAAUGA